AGAGAGAGAGAGAGAGAGAGAGAGAGAGAGACUCUGUGCGCUUCACUUCCUCAAUCGACGGAACCACUGAGCCAAAACGCGAGAGGAAGAGAGAAGAGCAACUUUUCGUCGUGGUGCGGCGACAAAGAACCAGCACCGAGGCGUUGGGACGAGGUGAUCCUGGUACUUUCACCAUGGCUCCUUUCUUGAGGAUCACCUUUAACUCAUACGAGUUGGGCAUCCUGCCCACACUGGCAGACCCUCCCUUCUGUGCGAUCAAGAUGAAGGAGGCCUUGACGACUGAACGAGGUAAGACCCUGGUCCAGCGGAAACCCACCAUGUACCCGGCUUGGAAGGCCAGUUUUGACGCACACAUCUAUGAGGGUCGUGUGCUGGAGGUACUGCUGAUGAAGACAGCAGAGGAGACACUGGCUGAGGUCUCUGUUGGUGUGGCUGUCCUUGCAGAGCGAUGCAAGAAAGCCAACGGCCGCGCUGAAUUCUGGGUGGAUCUUCAACCUUCUGGGAAAGUGAUGAUGGCAGUGCAGUAUUUUCUGGAGGGAGGGGAUACAGAGAGUAAAAAGGCUGCAAAGGAGGAAGAGGCUCCUACUCUGAACCGCAGACGAGGGGCCAUCAAGCAGGCCAAGAUCCACUUCAUAAAGAACCAUGAGUUCAUCGCUACUUUCUUCAGACAGCCCACUUUCUGCUCCGUGUGCAGGGAGUUUGUUUGGGGACUCAACAAACAAGGCUAUAAAUGCAGACAAUGCAAUGCGGCCAUCCACAAGAAAUGCAUAGAUAAAAUAAUCGGCAGAUGUACCGGUACUGCUGCCAACAGUCGGGACACUGUGUUCCAGAAGGAGCGCUUUAAAAUUGACAUGCCGCACCGUUUCAAGAUCAACAACUACAUGAGUCCCACCUUCUGCGACCACUGUGGAAGUCUGCUGUGGGGUCUCGUCAAACAAGGCCUGAAGUGCGAAGAUUGUGCCAUGAAUGUCCAUCACAAGUGUCAGGAUAAAGUAGCCAACCUUUGUGGUAUCAACCAGAAAAUGCUAGCUGAAGCACUUACACAAGUCAGCCAGAAAUCGUCCACCCGCCAUUCAGAUCCAAACCUGCCUAAUCUGCCUGAUAUUGGAAUCUAUGAUGAAGUAAACAAACUUGCCGGACUGGAUAUCAAUGACCCAUCUCACUACGGCAGACUGUGGGAAGGGUCCAGUCCUCAGCCUCAGUCUCGUAUUACCCAUCUGACUCGCAUCAACGUGGAUGACUUCGUCUUCCACAAGGUUUUGGGAAAAGGCAGCUUUGGCAAGGUUCUCCUAGCAGAGCUGAAGGGUCGUGGAGAGUACUUUGCUGUGAAGGCUCUGAAGAAAGACGUGGUGCUGAUGGACGACGAUGUGGAGUGCACCAUGGUCGAGAAGAGAGUCUUGGCAUUGAACUGGGAAAACCCCUUUCUCACACACCUGUUCUCCACCUUCCAGACUAAGGAGCAUCUGUUCUUUGUGAUGGAGUAUCUGAACGGAGGAGACUUGAUGUUUCAUAUUCAGGAGAAAGGGCGCUUUGAACUCUACAGAGCCUCGUUCUACUCGGCCGAGAUUAUUUGUGGUCUCCAGUUUUUACACUCCAAAGGGGUCAUCUACAGAGAUCUCAAGUUAGACAAUGUGAUGCUGGAUCAUGAGGGACACAUAAAGAUCGCUGACUUUGGGAUGUGCAAGGAGAAUGUGUUUGGAGAGAAUCGCGCCACGACUUUCUGUGGAACUCCUGACUACAUCGCUCCGGAGAUCCUGCUGGGACAGAAAUACUCAUUCUCAGUCGACUGGUGGUCCUUCGGGGUGUUGCUCUAUGAGAUGCUGAUUGGACAGUCGCCUUUCCAUGGAGAUGAUGAGGAUGAGUUGUUUGAGUCCAUCCGCAUGGAUACUCCCCACUAUCCUCGCUGGAUCAACAAAGAGGCCAAGGACCUGCUCGAGCGGUUGUUCGAGAGAGACCCCAGCCGCAGGCUAGGAAUCGUGGGUAAUGUUCGUUUACACCCCUUCUUCAAGGCCUUUAACUGGCAGGCCUUGGAGAAUAGGGAAGUUGAACCCCCUUUCAAACCAAAAGUGAAAGCACCGAAUGAUUGCAGCAACUUUGAUCGGGAGUUCCUCAGUGAGAAUCCUCGUCUCUCACACAGCGACAAGAACUUCAUAGACUCCAUGGACCAGUCAGCAUUUGCUGGUUUUUCAUUCAUCAACCCCAAGAUGGAGCACCUUUUAGAAAAGUGACAGACUCGGGUCACAACUCGUUGCAGGUUAGUUCACGAAUUCUCUCACAGAUGAAGUAGCUGCUCUGCAAUUAGUGUUUGACCUCAUUUUAAGCACAAACUAUUCUCCUUGAGUACAUUUAGAAAUAAUAAGAGUAGAAAUGGGCCCUUGUACUGUAUAUUUUGAUGUCAUUGUACUUGUGUGCAUGCUUAUUAUUUGCCUAGGUUUUUGAAGGCCUGCACGAAUAAUAAUAUUUGGGUGGGAGGCUGAAAAUCCUUACAUUCCACUUGACGUGUGCUACCAUGUGCAGCCAUUCUGUUUCUCUUCUGGUACCAUUCAGUUCAAAAUUAUGAAGAGGUUAAGAAAACCCAUACGAAUAAAUUGUACUGUAUACUAAAAAUGUAGAAUGUACGAAUGAAGUGACUGCAUGUAAAGAAAUCUCAGACCAACAAAAACCUAUCUGUGUUUGAUGUAGAUUAAUACUGAACGUUAUCUGUCUUUCAAACAUCUGACUUUUUGCCUUUGACUGGAUAAAUGUCUCAUGUCUUGCUGACAAAAGAACUUGUGGUUGUCUGGUUGACUUGAACAGUGCCAUGUAAAGAUCAAAUUUAAACAGAGAUUCAUUUGGUCUCAGCAGUAUGGAAAUGUCUAAUUUGUGCACGGUGACGUGGCUGCAGCCAGGGGUGAGAAAAGUUUAGUAAUGGUACCUGACUGUAAACAAUGAGUGGAAAGUCACUAAAAUGCUGUAUAAAGAUAAUGUGUAUGUACAAUAUGUUGUUUUAACUUGUAUAUUGGUUCACUAAAGAUGUUCUUUUUUUUUACUGUCUCCAUCUUUUACAUCUGAUUAAAAAACAAGCAUCAAC
Molecule: messenger RNA, 3070 nt
Organism: Scophthalmus maximus (turbot)
Lineage: Eukaryota; Metazoa; Chordata; Actinopteri; Pleuronectiformes; Scophthalmidae
Gene: prkcda
Product: protein kinase C, delta a
Exons: 18
Coding region: 174-2228 (684 amino acids)
Biological process (GO): protein phosphorylation
Molecular function (GO): diacylglycerol-dependent serine/threonine kinase activity; ATP binding
Source: RefSeq, a predicted model, not a curated record